GGGCUCCGGGCUUACCUGCUGGGCACGAAAACAGCGUCAUCACGUCCACAUAUGAGGGGCUUUUUUGUUGUUUAAGAGCUGGAGAGCCAGGUAGGCUGCCGUGAGUCUGCCUCAGACAGCCCUGCGCUCUGUGGAGGGACCUACUGAAGAAGUAAAUGCAUUUGCUCCCGUUUAAAAAUACCUUUUCUCGCACUCCACUUGGUAUCUUCUUGAUUUUUACGGAUACAAACACUUCAGGAACCUUUACUUACCAAAAUGAGACACAAUCUGAUGUGUCAGACACCUCCUACUGUCACGGUUCAUGUAAAAUCAAGUGCAUCCAGAUCACAUCAGCAAAAAAACCUUAUUAGACUAAAGCGGCCUACUUUUAAAGACCAUGAAGAAAAUUGUGAAAAAAAGGUUCCUAGUCAUAAAUAUAAAUGUCCAAAGGGACCAUGUCUAGUUAUUCAGCGUCAGGAAAUGACAGCUUUCUUUAAAUUAUUUGAUGAUGAUCUAAUCCAAGACUUCCUUUGGAUGGACUGUUGCUGUAGAAUUGCAGACAAGUAUCUCUUGGCAAUGACUUUCGUUUAUUUCAAGAGGGCUAACUUCACAGUAAAUGAGCAUACCAGAAUCAAUUUCUUUGUCGCUCUGUAUCUGGCAAAUACAGUUGAAGAAGACGAUGAAGAAUCAAAGUAUGACAUUUUCCCAUGGGCCUUGGGAAAAGCCUGGAGAAAGCUCUUCCCUGAUUUCUUAAAGUUAAGAGAUCAACUAUGGAGUAGAAUUGACUACAGGGCUAUUGUAAGCAGACGCUGCUGUGAAGAGGUGAUGGCUAUUGCUCCAACGCAUUACGUAUGGCAGCGAGAACGUUCUAUACACCACAGCGGAGCUGUGAGAAACUACGAUGAUCAAGUACAGCUGCCCCGCGGACCUAGUGCUACUCCUACAGACUGCCUGCUUUGUGGUAAGAAGGGAAGAUUUGUACGACUAGGAUUAUCAUCAUCUUCCUCCUCAUCUACUGGCACUUUGGAGAUGACGGAAUUACAUUCAUCCCAGAAUUUGAAGGACAACUUUCCAGAUGAGAAAAUGCUCGUUGACUCUCCUUUUUAUUACGCCCAAGGUAACUGUCAGAGCCUGUCCAGCAAAAGGAGACCAGGUAGCACCUUGAACCAAGACAAAUCCAUGGAUUGGUUUAUAAACAAUGAAGAAUGAAAUACACCCAAUGAGAUAGAAAGAGAUAUUGUCCUUUGCAGAACAAUCUGUGUUGCAUCACACCACCAUACCU
Messenger RNA from Aquila chrysaetos chrysaetos, 1261 nucleotides. RefSeq names its product speedy/RINGO cell cycle regulator family member A (gene SPDYA). The transcript is spliced from 7 exons. Gene Ontology annotation, biological process: positive regulation of cyclin-dependent protein serine/threonine kinase activity. The record is from RefSeq and is a predicted model, not a curated record. Bases 256 to 1188 code for a protein of 310 amino acids. Gene Ontology annotation, molecular function: protein kinase binding. NCBI's taxonomy places the organism in Eukaryota, Metazoa, Chordata, Aves, Accipitriformes, Accipitridae.